ACCUAAAUAAAAAAUAAGAUUAAUAUUUUCCAUCUUCUUCUCUACUUCGGCCAAACCCUAAAUUGUGGCUUCUUAAACGCACUUCGGUGAGAAGUUUGAAAUUCCGAAUCUUCACAAAUUCGGAAAAUCGAUUCAAUCCGAAGAAGUGUUUUUCACUUCUUCAACCAAAAAUGUGUAACCGCAAAACCCUAUCGGAUUCAAUUCCCCUUUCUCCACGACGAUCUAAUCUACCCGUUCUAGCCAGAUCAGUGUGGAGUUCCAAUCUCGAAUUCGAAUUCGAUUUGAUUCGUUCCAUUGUCGAUUCAUUUCCUCUCAUUUCUAUGGAUACUGAAUUUCCCGGUGUUAUUGUCCGUGCUGAUUCCGGUGACCCUUCGUUCAAGCACCGUGGUGCUUCUCUUUAUGCUCUUUUGAAAGCGAAUGUUGAUCGUUUGCAUUUGAUACAGAUUGGUCUUACUCUCUCUGAUCAUAAAGGUAAUCUUCCAACCCUAGGUAGUUCCAAAUCUUAUAUUUGGGAAUUUAACUUCAAAGACUUUGAUGUGGCGCGUGAUGAUCACGCUGCUGAUUCUGUUGAGUUGUUGAGGCGUCAGGGUAUUGAUUUUGAGAAGAAUCGUGAGUUUGGGAUUGACUCUGUUCGGUUUGCUGAGUUGAUGAUGGCGUCUGGUCUUGUAUGUGAUGAUUCUGUUAGCUGGGUUACUUUUCAUAGUGCUUAUGAUUUUGGUUAUCUUGUGAAGUUGCUGACUCAGCGUGCAUUACCGGAGGAUUUGGAGGAAUUUCUCGGUAUUGUGAAGGUGUUUUUUGGUGAUAAGGUUUUUGAUGUGAAGCAUUUGAUGAGGUUCUGCUCGAACUUGCACGGUGGGUUGGAUAGGGUUUGUCAGUCGUUGAAGGUGGAAAGGAUUAUAGGGAAGAGUCAUCAGGCGGGUUCUGAUAGUUUGCUUACUUUGCAUGCUUUUCAGAAUAUCAGAGAGCUUUACUUCGGGAAAGCAGAUGGGUUUGUCAAAUAUGCUGGUGUGUUGUAUGGAUUAGAAGUUUGCUGAGUACUAUUUAAGUUUUACUUUUAUUCAUGGAGUCGAGUCAAGUGUCAAUUUCCUUUCGGUUUGUUUUAUCCCGAAUAGUGUCGUCAACAUUCUGGCUUAUCAACAUCAUUGGGAGUUUUAAUUCUAUGGGUUAUAAUACAUUUGCAUCUUAUCUUCAUGACUGUAGUAGUGUAGUAGGAUUGAGGCAAUGCAAUUAUUCUUUGAGGAUGUGUUAAUACAUGGAGUUAGAGUUUAGUGUUUGCUUAGGGGAAUUUUUGCGUCAACUGUCCCCUAUUAUUGUAGCAGUGAUUAUUCAAUAGAAACGAUUUAUGUUGGAGUUUCA
Messenger RNA from Trifolium pratense (red clover), 1356 nucleotides. RefSeq names its product probable CCR4-associated factor 1 homolog 11. Gene Ontology annotation, molecular function: nucleic acid binding; poly(A)-specific ribonuclease activity. Lineage: Eukaryota; Viridiplantae; Streptophyta; Magnoliopsida; Fabales; Fabaceae. The record is from RefSeq and is a predicted model, not a curated record. The coding region runs from base 171 to 1034 and encodes 287 amino acids. The transcript has a single exon. Gene Ontology annotation, cellular component: CCR4-NOT complex; P-body; CCR4-NOT core complex.